GAGGAUGAACGCAUGAAACUCCGACAGCUGAAACUAGAGUAUCAGAGAGCUCUUCUAGAGAAGAAGCAGAGGCAGAAACGUCUUGAUCCCUUGAUGGUACAGCCAAAUACUGAAGCAAAGCUGCCUAGGUCCAAGCCCAAAAGGUGUGAGGAGCAGACUCCUUUAGUAGAAACUCCUACCCCUUUCCACAGUGGUGUUACAUUACAUGGCAUUGAUGGACCAGCUGCUUUCCUGAAAUCUGAAGUGCAAGUUCUGGGGACCAAGCUCCAAACUCUCUCUGCUGGAUCUUUUAAAACAGAAGACAGUGCAGAUCAGGAAAAUGAUAGAGAGGCUCUAACAGACACAGCAGGCAAGCCAGACCUGCAAGAAAUCUUACAGAAACGAGGAAUUUCAGACAGUUUGAAUUUUGAUGAGGAUGGCACAGACGAGGAAGAAGCUAAUAAGAGACCAGCAUCUCAUUCACAGGGUCCUGAAUCUGAGAGGCCUAGUUCUGCAACCAGUGAGAGAUCUUUUACUGAAACAGGUGCUUCCUGUAGUCCAUCCCCUCAGGCAGAUGCACAGCUGGGAGAAGUGGAGAACUUGGAGGAUUUUGCAUUACACCCUGCACCCCGUGGUGUUACAGUCAAGUGUCGAAUCACUAGAGAUAAGAAGGGAAUGGACGGGGGCCUCUUCCCUACAUAUUAUAUGCAUCUGGAAAGGGAGGACAACAGAAAGACAUUCCUCCUUGCAGGGAGAAAACGAAAAAAGAGCAAAACAUCCAAUUACCUCAUAUCAGUUGACCCAACUGAUUUAUCCCGGCAAGGGGAAGGUUUCAUUGGAAAACUCAGGUCAAACCUUAUGGGAACCAAAUUUACAGUCUACGACCGUGGAGUCAACCCAACCAAGGCACAAACUCUAGUGGAAAAGGCUCGUACAAGACAGGAGCUUGCAGCUAUUUGCUAUGAAACCAAUGUGUUAGGAUUCAAGGGUCCCAGAAAAAUGUCUGUGAUCAUUCCAGGAAUGAAUACGAAUCAUAAGCGAAUUCCAGUCCAUCCGCAAAAUGAACAUGAGAAUCUGCUGUCAAAAUGGCAAACCAAAAAUUUAGACAACCUCAUUGAGCUGCACAACAAGGCUCCAGUCUGGAACGAUGAUACUCAAUCCUAUGUUUUGAACUUCCAUGGGAGAGUUACUCAGGCCUCAGUGAAGAACUUCCAGAUUGUCCAUGACGAUGACCCUGACUACAUUGUGAUGCAGUUUGGUCGUGUAGCAGAAGAUGUGUUCACUCUGGACUAUAAUUAUCCUCUCUGUGCUCUUCAGGCCUUUGCUAUUGGACUCUCCAGCUUUGAUAGUAAAUUGGCCUGUGAAUAAGAGACAACAGACUUGAAACAUGGGACUCGCUCCCAUCCCUUGUAUCUUGUUGUAAGAGAUCCCGCUGGAGUGAUGAGAACUACAUUGGGGCUGAAAGGGAACUGGAGGACAGACUUACGCAGACUUACCAGAAAGCAAAGACCAGGCCUCAGAGUAUUAUGGCAGUUAACAGCAGACCAUCUUAGACUGUCCCAGGACUGAGCACUCUC
Messenger RNA from Eurypyga helias (sunbittern), 1556 nucleotides. RefSeq names its product tubby like protein 3 (gene TULP3). Gene Ontology annotation, biological process: protein localization to cilium. The transcript has 10 exons. The coding region runs from base 13 to 1347 and encodes 444 amino acids. NCBI's taxonomy places the organism in Eukaryota, Metazoa, Chordata, Aves, Eurypygiformes, Eurypygidae. Gene Ontology annotation, cellular component: cilium. The record is from RefSeq and is a predicted model, not a curated record.